AACCCCCCUCCCCCUCUUUGACAUUUGCGGCUGCUGGAGUGAAAACUAUUAAAAACCACGAGCAGCGAGGCUGUUCACUUUGGGAGUUUGAGGGAUAAAUAGACAGUGAAGAAUGGAGUUUGAGUCAAAAUAACUUUGUGUGAAGUUAUGAAGAAUAACCAGUGGUUUGGCUGUCAGCUAGCUCGUUAGCCUGAGUAUUGCAGCAGCAGCAACAACAUCAACAACAACAACAACGACUGAGCUGAUGUUCGUUAUCUGUAGUGACUUUGGCUGACACGAGGAAUCCACAUUUGUUUCACAUGGAUUACACAUCACUGUAUCCUUCAUAUUUUUGGGAGGAUGUCUGUAAAUGCUCCCAUUUGCAGUUUUGGGAUUAAUCCUAUGGAUAUUGUUGCUACUGUGGAGGAUUAAUACCAAGACAGUAGCGAUGCCACUGAAAGGAGAUGAAUCUCCGUCUGGCUGUGGUCUGCCUCCUGCCGAGGAGGACGCGCCCGCUACACAAUCCCCUCAUCCAGGCGAAUAUUCCCUGUCAACAGUUCCUACUACCUCAACCCACAAUGAGGAUAACAGGGCCUCUGUGGGUCUUAAAGUCAAAACACUGGACGCUGAGGCUUUGCAGGUGUCCUCUGAGGGAAAAUCAGAAAAGCCAUCAUUGCUACCGACCACCCAGAAACCUUUCAAAACCAAAGUGCCAAUGCUCAGCUCAGGGCCCGAGGCGAGGGAACGCCUCAAGUUCAUUCUCGGAGCAUCAGAGGAUAACUCUUCAGACGAGGAACCUCUGGUCACCAAACCUCCAAGGGGCGCAUCUCAGCCACCGACCUCCGUCCCCAGAUCUUCUCCUCAGCAGACGUCCUCUGUAGUUCCACAGUCCAGCUCCUCAAGCAUCAAGUCUAGCAUGUCUGGUCUUCACUUGGUGAAAAAAGGACGUGAACACAGAAAGAUGGAUCUGCAGAGGGACUUCACUGUGGCCUCUCCUGCUGAGUUUGUCAUCCGAUUUGGUGGCAACCGGGUCAUCGAAAAAGUGCUGAUAGCUAACAAUGGGAUAGCCGCAGUCAAAUGUAUGCGUUCUAUCCGUCGCUGGUCCUACGAAAUGUUUCGCAAUGAAAGGACCGUCCGUUUUGUUGUCAUGGUAACCCCUGAAGACUUGAAAGCUAAUGCAGAAUACAUUAAAAUGGCAGAUCAUUAUGUGCCUGUACCCGGUGGGCCCAACAAUAACAACUACGCCAACGUAGAGCUGAUAGUGGACAUUGCUAAAAGAAUCCCAGUGCAGGCUGUGUGGGCUGGUUGGGGUCAUGCCUCAGAAAAUCCCAAACUGCCCGAGCUGUUGAACAAAGCAGGAAUAUCAUUCUUAGGGCCGUCCAGUAAGGCCAUGUGGGCUCUCGGGGAUAAGGUGGCUUCUUCCAUUGUGGCUCAGAGUGCUGACAUUCCCACACUACCAUGGAGCGGAUCAGGUCUGAGAGUGGACUGGGCAGAGGAGGACCAAACACUGGGCAAUGUAAUCAGUGUUCCUCCAGAGGUCUACACAAAGGGCUGCGUUCAGGAUGUAGAUGAUGGGCUGGCAGGGGCUGAGAGAAUUGGUUAUCCGGUUAUUAUCAAGGCCUCUGAGGGUGGAGGUGGAAAGGGUAUACGGAAAGUAGAAAGUUCUGAGGAUUUUCCAAGUUUCUUUAGACAGGUUCAGACAGAGGUGCCUGGCUCACCUAUCUUCAUCAUGCAGCUGGCUCAGCAUGCGAGACACCUUGAGGUUCAGAUACUUGCUGAUGAGUAUGGAAAUGCCAUCUCUCUUUUUGGACGAGAUUGCUCCAUCCAGAGAAGGCACCAGAAGAUCAUCGAGGAGGCGCCUGCCACCAUAGCUGCUCCCUCAACAUUGGAGCAAAUGGAACAGUAUGCUGUGCGACUGGCCAAGAUGGUGGGCUACGUGAGUGCAGGCACUGUGGAAUAUCUCUUCUCUGAAGACGGAAGUUUCCAUUUCCUGGAACUGAAUCCUCGCCUGCAGGUGGAACAUCCCUGUACAGAGAUGAUCGGAGAUGUAAACCUGCCUGCUGCCCAGCUUCAGAUUGCGAUGGGCAUCCCCCUUCAUAGAAUUAAGGACAUCCGCUUGCUUUAUGGAGAAACUCCGUGGGGCGACACCAUCAUUAACUUUGAGACUCCUGACUGCAUGCCAAGUCCAAGAGGGCACGUCAUAGCUGUUCGGAUCACCAGUGAGAACCCUGACGAGGGGUUCAAGCCCAGUUCUGGCACUGUGCAGGAGCUGAACUUCCGCAGCAGUAAAAAUGUCUGGGGUUAUUUCAGUGUGGGGGCAACUGGUGGCCUGCAUGAAUUUGCAGACUCCCAGUUUGGACACUGUUUCUCCUGGGGCGAGAACCGUGAAGAAGCCAUUUCGAACAUGGUGGUGGCUAUGAAGGAGCUGUCCAUCAGAGGUGACUUCAGGACCACGGUUGAAUACCUCAUUAAGUUACUAGAGACAGAAAGCUUCAGAAACAAUGACAUCGACACUGGCUGGCUGGAUCAUCUCAUUGCAGAGAAAGUGCAGGCGGAGAGACCAGAUACCAUGCUGGGUAUUGUUUGUGGUGCUUUGCAUGUUGCUGAUGCAAGCUUCCGAAAGAGCAUGUCUGACUACCUACAUUCACUGGAGAGAGGCCAAGUACUGCCUGCAGCCAGUCUCCUCAACUCUGUCAGUGUGGACCUAAUAUAUGAAGGAGUCAAGUUCUGCCUCAAGGUGGCUCGCCAAUCCCCAACAACAUAUGUCAUCAUGAUGAAUGGCUCCAACAUCGAGAUAGAUGUCCAUAGGCUGAGUGAUGGUGGCCUCCUGCUGUGCUAUGAUGGCAGCAGCCACACCACCUACAUGAAAGAGGAAGUGGACAGCUACCGCAUCACUGUUGGCAACAAGACUUGUGUAUUUGAGAAGGAGAAGGAUCCCACGGUGCUGAGGUCGCCUUCUGCUGGUAAACUGCUGCAGUACAUGGUUGAGGAUGGAGGCCACAUUUGUGCAGGAGAGACAUACGCAGAGAUUGAGGUGAUGAAGAUGGUGAUGACUUUGACUGUGCAGCAGUCUGGUUGUGUCCACUUUGUCAAGAGACCUGGAGCAGUUCUGCAGCCUGGCUGUGUGGUGGCACAUAUAGACCUGGAUGACCCCAGCAGUAUACAUCGGGUGGAGCUCAACACAGCCAUACUGCCACCCCAGCAGCCACUGCCCAUUGUUGGGGGAAAACUUCAUCAGGUGUUUCACAGCGUGCUGGAAAACUUGGGUAAAGUCAUGGACGGCUACUGCCUUGAAGAGCCCUACUUCAGCAGCAAGCUGAAACAAUGGGUGGCUACCCUGAUGAAGACUUUAAGGGACCCCUCGCUGCCACUGAUGGAACUCCAGGAGAUUAUGACGAGUGUGGCGGGUCGCAUUCCUCCUGGCGUGGAGAAAGAUAUCCGUAAAGUCAUGGCCCAGUACGCGAGCAACAUCACCUCUGUCCUCUGCCAAUUCCCCAGCCAAAGGAUUGCAAAUAUUCUAGACAGCCAUGCAGCAACUCUACAGAGGAAGGCUGACCGAGAGGUGUUCUUCAUGAACACUCAGAGUAUCGUUCAGCUGGUACAGAGGUACCGCAGUGGAAUUCGUGGCUAUACGAAGUCUGUGGUUCUCGAUCUGCUCAAGCGAUAUCUGCAAGUAGAGAUACAGUUUCAGCAAGCUCACUAUGACAAGUGUGUGAUCAACCUGAGAGAGCAGCACAAACCUGACAUGAGUCCUGUGCUGGAGUACAUCUUCUCUCAUGCCCAGGUCCCCAAGAAGAACAUCCUAGUCACAAUGCUCAUAGACCAACUUUGUGGAAGGGAUUCCACGCUAGCAGAUGAGCUGAUGGCCAUUCUGAACGAGCUCACGCAGCUUAGCAAGAUGGAGAACUCAAAGGUGGCACUGAGAGCCAGACAGGUCUUGAUUGCCUCCCAUUUACCAUCAUACGAACUGAGGCACAACCAGGUGGAGUCCAUCUUCCUGUCAGCCAUUGAUAUGUAUGGCCACCAGUUUUGUCCAGAAAACUUGAAGAAACUCAUUCUCUCCGAAACCUCCAUUUUUGAUGUUUUGCCCAAUUUCUUCUAUCACUCCAAUCAAGUUGUCUGCAUGGCUGCCUUGGAGGUGUAUGUGCGCAGAGCUUACAUCGCCUAUGAGCUGAAUAGCAUCCAGCAUCACCAGCUGCAGGAUGGAACAUGCGCUGUAGACUUCCAGUUUAUGCUACCGUCAUCACAUCCGAACAGAGGGAGCAGCCCUACUCUGAACAGGAUUCCUGUGCCAGUGAGUGGAUCAAGCCAGUUUAAAAUGAGGCGGCAGAGUAGUGAGCUCUUCAUGGAGGAAGCCUGGUCUCCACCCUGCCAGCGAAUGGGCGCCAUGGUGGCUUUCCAGUGUUUUGACGACUUUAAAAGGAAUGUUGAUGAAGUUCUCGCCAGCUUUGCAGAACCACUCUUGGAGAGUGCUCCGUUCUCAGAGUCCUGCUCCAGUCUCUAUGAGGAGGAGAACUUCAAGAAUAUGAAGGAGAACCCAAUCCACAUCAUUAAUGUGUCCAUAAAAACAGCAGACACAAAAGAUGACGAUGCUUUGGUUACAGCCUUCACUGCCUUUGCCCAGUCAAAGAAAGCUGUCCUCUUUGAGUGUGGAAUCAGGAGAAUCACAUUUUUGAUUGCACAGAAGAGAGAAUUUCCCAAGUUCUUCACUUUCAGAGCUAGAGAUGGGUUCCAGGAGGAUCGUAUUUACCGUAAUCUGGAGCCAGCUUUAGCGUUUCAGCUGGAGCUGAACCGCAUGAGGAACUUUGACCUGACAGCCGUUCCCUGUGCCAACCACAAGAUGCACCUCUACCUCGGUGCUGCUCGUGUGCAGGAGGGGGCUGAAGUCACAGACUACCGCUUCUUCAUACGAGCUAUUAUCCGCCACUCAGAUCUCAUUACAAAGGAAGCUUCCUUUGAAUACCUUCAAAAUGAGGGAGAACGUCUUCUGUUGGAGGCCAUGGAUGAGUUGGAGGUGGCCUUCAGUAACACCAGUGUCCGCACAGACUGCAACCACAUCUUCCUCAACUUCGUACCCACUGUCAUUAUGGACCCCUCUAAAAUAGAGGAGUCUGUUCGCUCCAUGGUGAUGCGCUACGGCAUCCGUCUUUGGAAGCUGCGGGUCAUGCAGGCUGAGCUGAAGAUCAACAUCCGUCUGACACCAACUGGGAAUGCCGUUCCUAUCCGCUUGUUUCUUACUAAUGAGUCUGGCUAUUACUUGGACAUCAGCCUGUACAAGGAGGUCACUGACCCAAGUUCUGGACAGAUCAUGUUCAAGUCAUAUGGAGAUAAGCAGGGUCCUCUGCAUGGCAUGCUGAUCAACACUCCGUAUGUGACCAAAGACCUGCUGCAGGCCAAGCGCUUCCAGGCUCAAACUCUGGGGACUACAUACGUAUAUGACUUCCCCGAGAUGUUCAGACAGGCACUGUUUAAGCUGUGGGGUCCAGGGGACAAACACCCUAAAGACGUGCUGAUGUGCACCGAGCUGGUUCUGGACCCUCAAGGUCGACUCGUGCAGAUGAACCGCCUGCCUGGAGACAAUAAUGUGGGAAUGGUUGCAUUCAGGAUGAAGAUGAAGACUCCAGAGUACCCAGAGGGCAGAGAUAUCAUUGUCAUCUGUAAUGACAUCACUCACAUGAUCGGCUCAUUUGGUCCUCAAGAGGAUGAGCUGUUCCUCAGGGCGUCUGAGUUGGCUCGUGCUGAGGGCAUCCCCCGCAUUUACAUAGCAGCCAACAGUGGAGCGCGCAUUGGCCUCGCUGAAGAGAUCAAACACAUGUUCCAGGUGGCCUGGAUUGACCCCGCUGACCCCUACAAGGGUUUCAAGUACCUUUACCUGACACCGCAGGACUACACACGUAUCAGCUCCACCAAUGCUGUUCACUGUCACCAUGUAGAGGAAGGUGGAGAGUCCAGGUACAUCAUCACUGACGUCAUCGGGAAGGACGAAGGUCUUGGGGUUGAGAACCUGCGAGGUUCUGGCACCAUUGCUGGAGAAUCCUCUCAGGCCUAUCAGGAGAUUAUUACAAUUAGUAUGGUGACAUGUCGCGCUAUAGGAAUCGGAGCCUAUCUGGUCCGUUUGGGACAGAGAGUGAUUCAGGUGGAAAACUCUCACAUUAUCCUGACUGGAGCAGGCGCUCUUAACAAGGUUUUGGGCAGAGAGGUCUAUACUUCCAACAACCAGCUGGGAGGGAUCCAGAUCAUGCACAAUAAUGGAGUCACACACAGCACUGUGCCAGAUGACUUUGAGGGCGUCUUCACCAUCCUCCAGUGGCUCUCCUAUAUGCCAAAGAACAAACACUCCCCUGUGCCUGUUAUAGCAACUACAGAUCCAGUGGACAGAGAGAUAGAAUAUACUCCUACAAAAGCACCGUAUGACCCCCGCUGGAUGCUGGCCGGGAGACCUCAUCCAACGGGGAAAGGUGCCUGGCAGAGUGGUUUCUUCGACCACGGCUCUUUCAUGGAGAUCAUGGGGUCUUGGGCUCAGACAGUGGUAGUGGGCAGAGCACGGUUAGGAGGAAUUCCACUUGGUGUCAUUGCUGUUGAAACACGCACAGUUGAGUUCACAGUCCCGGCAGAUCCAGCAAACCUGGAUUCAGAAUCCAAAGUUCUGCAGCAGGCUGGCCAGGUGUGGUUUCCAGAUUCAGCUUUUAAAACGGCUCAGGCGAUUUGUGACUUCAACCGUGAACAUCUGCCUCUCAUGGUGUUUGCCAACUGGAGGGGCUUCUCUGGUGGAAUGAAGGAUAUGUAUGACCAGAUACUGAAGUUUGGGGCCUAUAUCGUGGACGCCCUGCGUGAGUUCCGACAGCCGGUGCUGGUGUACAUCCCACCACACGCUGAGCUGAGAGGAGGCUCAUGGGUGGUGAUAGACCCCACCAUCAAUCCACUGUGUAUGGAGCUCUAUGCAGACAGGGAGAGCAGAGGUGGUGUGCUGGAAGCUGAGGGUACAGUGGAGAUCAAAUUCAGGAGGAAGGACCUACUGAAGACUAUGAAAAGACUAGAUUCAGUCUAUGCUAGUCUUGUUGAGCAGCUUGGUAAAGCUUCCCCAGAGCUGUCUGACAAACAGUGCCUAGAGCUGGAGUCAAAGCUCAAAGCAAGGGAGGAAUUCCUGUUGCCCAUCUACCACCAGGUGGCAGUGCAGUUUGUAGAUCUCCAUGACACCCCAGGCAGGAUGCAGGAGAAGGGUGUCAUUACUGAUAUUUUGGAUUGGAAGAAUGUGCGGACCUUCUUCUACUGGCGUCUGCGGCGCCUCCUGUUGGAGCAGGUGGUGAAGUGUGAGAUUCUUCAGGCCAACAAGGACCUCAGUGAUGGACACAUGCAGUCCAUGUUGCGACGCUGGUUUGUUGAAACAGAAGGAACAGUCAAGGCCUACCUGUGGGAUAAUAACCAAGCAGUAGUUGAGUGGCUUGAGAAGCAUUUGUCUGAGGAGGAUGGCACUCGAUCAGCCAUCCAAGAGAACAUCAAGUACCUGAGAAGAGAAAACACUUUGAAACACAUCCGCAGCCUGGUGCAAGCCAACCCUGACGUAGCCAUGGACUGCAUCAUCCACAUGAGCCAUAUUAUCACUCCAUCGCAGAGGGCCAAGCUCUCGCAUCUGCUUGCAACUAUGGACAGCACCAGCACCAGUUAAGCUGAGAGGCGUAUCGGGUUAUAUUAUUAAAAAGAACAAAAACCUCUGUUCUAGUUAAAAUAAAGUUUGUAUUAUUAAUUGAUUGUACUGUAGGUAAAGAGGUGGAAAAUGUAAAGCUAAAGGGGGACUUAUAAUGCAUACAUGCACAAAGUGACUUAUUCCUGAGUGAUCACAAAACCACUACUGUGCUCUGUCUGUUGUAAACAUUGCUGCGUCUUUGCUGGGAUGUCAUAAUCUGUUCCACUCCUGACUGACAGGCAGAGAGUUUGUAUUUAACAUUUGUAAGGUAAGCAGUCAGUCAUUUCAGCUGCUCAGUCCAGGAACUUUCUGGUUCACAAACUAUGAUUGUAACACACAUUUCACUUGGCUGUACUUGUACAUAAAGGUGGGUCAGUGUUAAAUUCUGCCUCUGUGCAGUCUAUUGAGGCCAGAGUUACAGUAUAAAAGCUUCAUGAAGUGGCAGACUUUGUAUUUAGGUGCUGGUUGUCAUGUUCAGUUAAAUAAAGAAUUUGUGUUCAUCUUUGAAUGUAGCUUGGACAACUGAUCAAUUCUUUGAUCAAUUUUCAAAUAAAACAAAAAUCAAAUAUUUCUGAGUCAGAAAAUGGUGAGAUCAAUCCAUUCUUUUUUAUUUCUGAUUUGGCUAAAAAUAUGAAUUUAUAUACUAGUAUUGUAAUGCAGAAAUGCAAAUUAAGAAGCAGAUGAAUUUUUUUCCAAUAAGCAGUUUCGUGAGUGCAGUUGUGUCAUUUCACUGUUGACUCAGUCGUCCAUCUUUUCAUCGUUACUUUCAGUCUGUUUAUGUGUCUCUAUGCUGUAGUGUUUUGUGUGCUAAGACAAUGUUAUGAAUGAGGAAGGAAUAAUGCAGUAAUUCUUAAGACUCAGGGUUGGCAAGAGGUGGACAGUAAUUGCCAAAGUGGUGCCUCAAGUGAUGGCUUCAUUUGCCUUACCUCUGAUCAAAAUAUCAGCCGUGAAAUUUUAUUUGAAUGUAUAUAAAGUCUUUCCUGUGUCUUGUAUUCUACCAAGGACUGUUUGUUAAUAAAUGUCAUUGAGAUA
Molecule: messenger RNA, 8695 nt
Organism: Siniperca chuatsi (mandarin fish)
Lineage: Eukaryota; Metazoa; Chordata; Actinopteri; Centrarchiformes; Sinipercidae
Gene: acacb
Product: acetyl-CoA carboxylase beta
Exons: 55
Coding region: 350-7645 (2431 amino acids)
Biological process (GO): fatty acid biosynthetic process
Molecular function (GO): acetyl-CoA carboxylase activity; metal ion binding; ATP binding
Source: RefSeq, a predicted model, not a curated record